Messenger RNA from Pseudophryne corroboree (corroboree frog), 1357 nucleotides. Its product is annotated as stromelysin-1-like. Lineage: Eukaryota; Metazoa; Chordata; Amphibia; Anura; Myobatrachidae. The record is from RefSeq and is a predicted model, not a curated record. Gene Ontology annotation, cellular component: extracellular matrix. Gene Ontology annotation, molecular function: metalloendopeptidase activity; zinc ion binding. Gene Ontology annotation, biological process: collagen catabolic process; proteolysis; extracellular matrix organization. The transcript is spliced from 9 exons. Bases 63 to 1340 code for a protein of 425 amino acids.
CAAAUGGAGGACGCCAGUCAAGAAAGAAAAGCGUCAGUCAAAUUUCACUAAAAGUUAGUGAAAUGCAGAAGUUUUUUGGUUUAGAAGUGACAGGAAAACUGGACUCGUAUACUAUGGAAAUGAUGCACCAACCAAGGUGUGGGUUUGUGGAUGUGGGUGAAUUCAGCACUUUCCCAGGAAACUCAGGAUGGAAGAAGAAAGCUCUGACAUACAGGAUUUUGAAUUAUACACCAGACAUACCCAGAUCAGAAGUGGAUGUAGCUAUUCAGAGGGCUUUCAAGGUUUGGAGUGACGUGGUCCCCCUGACAUUCACCCAAGUCUUUGAUGGAGCUUCUGAUAUUGAGAUUUCAUUUGCAGCAAAAGAUCAUAAUGACUUCUUCCCAUUUGAUGGCCCGCAUGGAACAUUGGCACAUGCUUUUGCCCCUGGCACUGGAAUUGGUGGAGAUGCCCACUUUGAUGAGGAUGAGCCAUGGACAAGUGGAUCUAAUGGGAUUAACUUGUUCAUUGUGGCUGCUCAUGAACUUGGCCAUUCCCUUGGUCUCUUACACUCUAAUGACCCUAGCGCCCUGAUGUACCCUACAUACCAUUUUGUUGAGCCCAGUGAAUUCCGUCUUCCUGAAGAUGAUGUCAAUGGAAUUCAGUCACUCUAUGGUGCAAGAGAAACUCCCAACAAGCCAACUGUACCUGAAAACCCAAGCCAACCAAGUAACCCAUCCACCUGCCAACACAACCUUACAUUCGAUGCUGCAACAACUCUGCGUGGGGAAAUCUUUUUCUUCAAAGAGAAGACUUUGUGGCGCCAAAUAUCCCAGGAUUUAAAUGUGGAACACUCUUUAAUCAGCUCCUUCUGGCCUACACUUCCAGACCACGUUCAGGCUGCUUACGAGUAUGAAAAAAAGGACCAAGUUCUUAUCUUCAGAGGUGCUAAAUUCUGGACGAUAAGUGGUUAUGAAGUUACAAAGGAUUCUCCAAAGAGCAUUUACGAAUUGGGUUUUGCACGUACUGUUAGGAAAAUUGAUGCUGCCGUCCAUGAUGAAACAUCAGGAAAAACAUAUUUUUUUGUAGAUGACAAAUAUUGGAGUUACGAUGAGCAAAAUCAGAGCAUGGACAAAGGAUCACCUAAGAAAAUUACAGACAGCUUCCCUGGUGUAGGAACCAAAAUUGGUUCUGUCUUCAAAAAAAAGGGGUUCCUGUAUUUCUUUGAAGGACACCGUCAGUACGAGUUCAGCACUGCCAAAAAGACAGUCACACGUUUAUUAAAGAGCAACAGCUGGCUGAAAUGUGGAAGUGAAAAUAAAAUUAAGCAGGGUAAUAAUCUGAGCAAGAUUUUCAGAAAGUAAAUUACUUGUGCGCGUUG